AUGGAGGCAGUGAAGAGGUGGAGGUCGGACUGGAGGUAUCCCACCACUCUGCUGUGCAUCUAUGGGUUCUUCAGCACAGUGAAACCGAUGGAACCUUUCCUCAUCUUAUACAUGACAGGGCCCGACAAGAACCUGACAACAGAGGAGGUGAAUAAUCAGAUUUUACCGGUGUGGACGUACUCCUACCUGGCCGUGCUGGUGCCGGUGUUCCUGCUGACCGACUGGUUGCGGUACAAGCCUGUGGUGGUGUUCCAGUGUGUGAUGCUCUUCGUCACCACAGCUCUGCUGCUGUGGACUCGAAGUGUUCCCGCCUUUCAGGCCAUGCAGUUCUCAUACAGUUUGGUGACAGCCUGUGACGUGGCCUACUUCGCCUACAUCUACAGUGUGGUGGAUCAGAAGAGAUACCUGAAAGCCACCUCUUACUGCCGCAGCGUGCAGCUGCUGGGCUACACAGUGGGCUCUGUCCUGGGUCAGCUGCUCGUCAGCUUCCACCUAAUGUCCAACGACAACAUCAUGGUGUUGACCCUGGUGCUCACCUCCAUCGCUCUCCUUGUGUCCUGCCUCCUGCCUAUGCCACGGCAGAGCAUGUUCUUUCACCGCGUACAGAACACAAAGAGCAAUGGAGAUGGAACAACAGAUGCAAGUACAUCAAUGAAAUCCCUGGAGGAAAUCAAUGAGGAAAAGAUGGACACGAGCAUAGAAUCGGUGGAAGAUACCACCAGGGCUAAGGAAGAAGGGCCUCAAGAUGAGGACUUGAAGGAGUCAGUAGGUUCACAGAGCUGCGGCAAAGUUCUCCUCCAGCUGUGGAGGGAUUUCAAGCAAUGCUACUCCUCCAGACAGCUGCUCUACUGGUCUGUGUGGUGGGCGAUGGCCACCUGUGGCUAUAACCUGACUACCAACUAUGUACAGGUGCUGUGGGAUCAUGUGCAGCCUUCUCAGAACUUCAGCAUCUACAAUGGAGGAGUGGAGGCCGUGUCCAGCCUGCUGAGUGCAUCAGCAGCCUACGGUGUUAGCUUCACUGAGGUGCGAUGGGAGAAGUGGGGAGAGCUCACACUGGGUGGAUUCUCUGGACUCGGGGCAGCUGCACUUUUUCUCAUGACCUUCAUCGGCAACAUAUGGGUCUGCUACGUGGGCUACAUCAUUUUCAAGUGCAUGUACAUGCUGCUGAUAACAAUAGCCAUGUACCAGAUAGCAGCGGACCUGACGAUGGAGAGAUAUGCGCUGGUGUUUGGGAUGAACAACUUUGGAUCACUGGUUCUGCAGACCAUCAUCACUGCUGUGGUGGUCGACAGUGGAGGCUUGGGCCUGGCCAUCAUCCCACAGUUCACCAUCUACGCCAGCUACUUCUCCCUCAUCGCUGUUGUUUUUUCACUUCGUGGACUGUUUACCGUUUGGAGAGCAAAGAAAAACCAAACUGAGACGACGCCUCCAAACGAAAACGAACCUCCAGACUCUAUCGAACACAGGCUCUGA
Pleuronectes platessa (European plaice) is the source of this 1473-nucleotide messenger RNA. Its product is annotated as thiamine transporter 1. Gene Ontology annotation, molecular function: vitamin transmembrane transporter activity. The record is from RefSeq and is a predicted model, not a curated record. The coding region runs from base 1 to 1473 and encodes 490 amino acids. The transcript is spliced from 7 exons. Gene Ontology annotation, cellular component: plasma membrane. Gene Ontology annotation, biological process: vitamin transport; transmembrane transport. Lineage: Eukaryota; Metazoa; Chordata; Actinopteri; Pleuronectiformes; Pleuronectidae.